[Candida] anglica is the source of this 525-nucleotide messenger RNA. NCBI's taxonomy places the organism in Eukaryota, Fungi, Ascomycota, Pichiomycetes, Serinales, Debaryomycetaceae. The record is from the annotation of a GenBank genome assembly.
AUGUCGCAAAGAAUUGGAACGUCGGCAGUAGCAUUGACCAGGGUGUGGCACCACGUGGACGUGGCUGCAGACCCUAGAACCUUGGGUCGUUUAGCUUCAGCUAUUGCCAUUACUUUACAAGGGAAGCACAAGCCAACUUAUUCUCCAAACAGAGAUCAUGGUGACUAUGUAGUGGUUACCAACUGUUCCCAUUUGAAGACCACUGGUAACAAGUUGACAGACAAGACUUACUGGUCCCAUACAACCCGUCCAGGUUCCUUGAAGUUGAUCCCAAUGAAGGAUAUGAUUGCAAACAAGGGACAUCAUGAAGCACUCAGAAGAGCUGUGAAAGGUAUGAUUCCAAGAAACAAAUUGAAGUGGGCUCGUUUGGAUAGAUUGAAGUUGUACGAUGGUGAUGAACAUCCUUACAAGGAAAACCUCAUUGCAUUUGCCGAUGAAGCACCAGACAUGAGAGCCAAGUUGGCAGAAUUAGAGAGAAAGGAAGCUUCUAUGGAAGCCCUUCGUCAAAAGUUUUUAUCAAAGUAA